Molecule: messenger RNA, 2426 nt
Organism: Periophthalmus magnuspinnatus
Lineage: Eukaryota; Metazoa; Chordata; Actinopteri; Gobiiformes; Gobiidae
Product: BTB/POZ domain-containing protein KCTD1
Exons: 5
Coding region: 451-1476 (341 amino acids)
Biological process (GO): negative regulation of DNA-templated transcription; protein homooligomerization
Cellular component (GO): nucleus
Molecular function (GO): transcription corepressor activity; transcription factor binding
Source: RefSeq, a predicted model, not a curated record
GACAUAAUCAGAACCAGAGGAGCAGGAGAUGUCAGAGGAAGAGAGGGCUGUCCGCGCACGGGGCUUUUCCAAAACAAAACCGAGGGCAAAGGGCAGCUGGCAGCGGUGACAGGACAGGACCCACGCGUGACAUGUGUGUUACGCGGGAAGGGCUCGGGUUUCCAGUGGUUUCCUGUGAAAAUGCGACACACAUACCUGCCACAGACUCAGCGACAGCCCAGAAGAGCCCCGGGCGCUACAAUGCUAAUGUUGUCGGGGGCUUUGACUUCUCCCAGCCAUUGCACCGAGGAGCUGCUGCGUGUGACAGGCGCGCACGGCUCCGCUGCUGCUCUCCGCGCUCCUCUGCUCUUUAAACCUUUGACUCCGCGCUUUAUUUUGACACAGGACGUAAAAAAAGAAAGAAAAGAAGACAAACGCAGCUCUGUUCGCUCCCUAAACGCGGCUCUGUAAAUGGACGAGACGGAUAUCAUGGACUUAACGCAUCAGAAGGCGAGGAAGCGCGCGCGUCCAAUCAGUUCCGCGGACGAGGCGGUGCACGCCACGCUCAAGCGGCUGCCCGUGCGAGCGGCCGAGAGCAGGGACAUGUACACGGCCGUGAGAGGAGAGCCGCUGCCCGCUGCCUCGCUCAAGCAGAAUGACCACUCCGUGAAUUCAUCCCCCAACACAGUGAUGCCGGUCCAGGAUAAUCGCUCCAGCAUGUCUCGGCCCAUGAUCACGCGGUCGCCAGUGUCCCCUCUGAGUAACCAGGGCAUCCCCACGCCGGCACAGCUCACCAAGUCCAACGCCCCUGUGCACAUCGACGUGGGCGGUCACAUGUACACCAGCAGCCUGGCCACUUUAACCAAGUUCCCAGAGUCACGAAUCGGCCGCCUCUUUGAUGGCACAGAGCCCAUAGUCCUGGAUAGCCUCAAGCAGCACUACUUCAUUGACAGGGAUGGACACAUGUUCCGCUACAUCCUCAACUUCCUCAGGACGUCCAAGCUGCUCAUCCCGGACGACUUCAAAGACUACAGUCUUCUUUACGAGGAGGCGCGGUACUUCCAGCUGCACCCCAUGCUGUCGGAGUUGGAGCGCUGGCGGCAGGACCAGGAGCUGAGCCGGGUGUGUCGUCCCUGCGAGUGUCUGGUGGUUCGCGUGGCUCCGGACCUGGGCGAGAGGAUCACCCUGAGCGGAGACAAGGCCCUCAUCGAAGACGUCUUCCCCGAGAUCGGCGACGUCAUGUGCAACUCGGUCAACGCGGGAUGGAACCACGACUCCACACAUGUCAUCCGCUUUCCUCUCAACGGGUACUGCCACCUCAACUCUGUCCAGGUGCUAGAGCGUCUGCAGCAGCGGGGCUUCGAGAUCGCCGGUUCUUGCGGCGGAGGCGUGGACUCCUCCCAGUUCAGCGAGUACGUCCUGAGGCGGGAGCUGCGGAGGACGAGUCACCGAGGAGCGCUCAAUUCAAACAGGAUAAAGCAGGAGCAGCUGGACUAGAGGCCUCCCACACACUAGGAGGUGCUAGACUUUUUACUUGUGGUGACUGAACGGCACUACCGAGUUUUGUGGACUAUUUACUUUUCCGAGUUCUGUUUUUUUUGCCAUGAGAAGAAAUUGUUUUGGCAUUUGUGAUUGUCUAACCCCCUUAAAAACGAAACGCUGGAUCCCAAAUAAAGAUUGUUUAAGCCUACAUUAGGUUAAAUGAGUUCCUAUGUUACCCCUUUAAAUUAAAAUCGCAUUGAAUUAUAUCGUAGUAUGUUGCUUAACUUGUCACCACUGAACUGAAUUACACGCACUGGCCAAUAUCUUUAUUUUUCGGUCCCACACAAGAGCUUUUUUUCAACAUAUUGUAAAGUUGUACCAAUGAAGUGUUUGAAGACGAUAUUGAUUUUCAUUUCCACAUCUCACCCAAAGAUUUAGUUUAAAAAGUCAAAUCUUGUCGUACGGGGAUUUGACUUUCUCGGUUGAAUUGGAUAGCACUACUGUAAAUGUUUCCACCACUGUAAAUGUGUUUGUGAUUUUUACAUUGAAUCUUUUUUAAAGGAGAACAUGUUGCCUCAGACUGGACUGAAAAGAUUGAAAGCUUAUUGUACUACCCACUUUUAGUCACUUUCGCAUUAAGAUAUGAAGUUGCUGAUAAAGUAUUUCUUGACUGACCCUCCUACGCUCCUUAAAUUUAAGUUUAGAGGAAUGUAGCAAAAUUUAAGUCGAAAACAUUUCAUUUGAAGUUGUUCUGGUGUCAUUCAUGUUGGAACUGUAUCCUGACUUGAUCGUGCACCUGUUGAGUCCAAAAAAUUUGAACGAAACAUUAUCCAAAGUAAACUUCCUGAUUCCCUUGUGUAGUGUUUUUGAAAAGAAACUUUUGACUUGACUUUGUAAAGUUUAACAAUUAUAUUGCACUUGUCUCAUAAUAUUACCAAGCCGCAUACAAUAAAUACAUUUUCCAG